UCAGUCACGUGAUCAGGCGCUCGUCUGUUGCAGGAAGUGGAAUGAAGAUGGCGGUUUCUACGCGGCUGCUCACCGAAUCCGUGUUAGGAUGGUCUAUUUUCACUCUUGUACUGUUGGUUAUUCUGGCUUUCUGUUGGAUCUACAUUCGAAACUACCAGAGUCGGCAGGAGAGUGAAGUCAUCUCCACCAUCACGGCCAUAUGCGCUCUGGCUAUUGCGCUCAUCACAUCAGCUCUCCUCCCAGUGGAUAUUUUUCUAGUGUCAUUCAUGAAAUAUCAGAAUGGCACAUACAAGGACUGGGCAACAAAUAAUGAAACCAGGAGGCAAAUUGAAGACACAGUCUUAUAUGGAUAUUACACUCUGUACUCCAUCAUCCUCUUCUGUGUCUUCUUCUGGAUUCCCUUUGUUUACUUCUACUACGAGGAGAAAAAUGAUGACGACACCAACAAGUGCUCGCAAGCAAAAAAUGCAUUGAAGUACACUGUUGCAUUUGUCAUAAUCUGUGCUGCGCUUCUCUUGAUUGGGGCCUUUGCACCACUGUUGCCUCCACCCAGUCAGAAUUCUACCCAAUGGGACAAACUACAGUACCUGUUCAAGGAGUUGGGCAGCAGCAAUGGUGUGGUGGCACUGUCUUUCUCCAUCAGCUCCCUGACUUUGAUUGGUAUGCUGGCAGUGAUCACGUACACAGCGUACGGCAUGUCUGUGCUCCCGCUGAACCUGAUCAAAGGCACUCGCAGUGUCCUUUAUGAGCGCCUGGAGAACACUGAGGACAUCGGGGAGGUCGAGGACCAGAUUGAGAAGCUGAAAGCUAAGUGUGCGGAGGGAAGGCCACUCUCUUUGAGGGACCGGAGGAACCUGCAGGAGCUGGAGGCUAAGCUUCUGAUGCUGCACCGCCGGGGGCAUCACCUUGAGAAUGCUGAAAGGAAUUGCUGUGCUAAAAUGAGCAGGGCCUUCUAUCCCUUAAAGGUUUUGUUUGGCGUUUUCUUCAUUGGAGUGGCGCUUCUCUUCUUCAUAUCUCUCUUCAUUUCUAAUUUGGACAAAGCUCUGCAUUCAUCUGGGAUGAGCACCGGCCUGAUUCUGUUCGGAACAAACCUUACAAACCCCUUAAAUGAGCUGCUGCUGCUAAUGCAACCGGUUUUUCCUCUUGACUAUGUGUUGAUCACUGUUAUCACCAUGUACUUUGUGUUCACCUCCAUGGCAGGCAUUCGUGAAAUGGGCAUAUGGUUUUUCUGGAUAAGGUUGUACAAGAUAAGACCACAAAGAACUCGUCCACAGGCCCUGCUCUUCCUCUGCAUGAUCCUGCUCCUGAUUGUGCUUCACACCAGCUACAUGAUCUACAGCCUCGCCCCUCAGUAUGUCAUGUAUGGCAGUCAAAAGUACCUCUGGCAGGAAAACAGCACUGCUGCCAUCACCAAGACAUGUGAUGCAGAUGCUCCGGAUGAUCAGUGCACAGUGACCAGAUCUUACCUUUUCUUGCACAAGUUUUGGUUCUUCAGCACUAUCUACUACUUUGGCAACUGGGCAUUUCUCACAGUGUUUCUCAUUGGUUUGGUGGUGUCCUGCUGUAAAGGGAAGAAGUCAGUGAUCGAGGGUGAAGUGGAAGCUGAUGAUUCUGACUGCAGUGAUGACGAGUAUUUGCACUAAUAUUACAAAAGUGGUUAAAGUGUGUUAUUUUUUGUGUAUUGCUUCUUAAAUCCAAGGAGUUGUUAAUGUAUUGGGUAAUUAUAUAUAUAUAUAUAUAUAUAUAUAUAUAUAUAUAUAUAUAUAUAUAUAUAUAAAAGGAAAAAAAGUUGCAUUGCCAGACAAUAUAUGUUUUGGAUCUGGUUUAAACUGUUUGUGGGGGAAAAAAGAAAUUGAGAUCAUUUGACAUUAAAGACUUUCACUGCAUUUUUUAAAGCUAGAGAAAGUAAGGAAAUAGGAUUAAACAAUGCUCUCUAUAUUUUUCUUAAUAAAUGUUCUGCAUGGAAAUAAACAAACAAACAAGAAAUGAAAGACUUUUCUUAAGCAUUCUUUGAUUUAGUAUUUUCUGGCUGUGUGUGUGGAGAUGAUGAUGUUACAUUGCCUACUGAUGAUGAUGUUUCUGACUGAGAAUAUAAUAGUUAUUUUGAUUACGUUCUAGCAGAAUUUUUAAACAGAAAUCUGCCAUAUUUAGAGCCCGGAUAUGAUGUAAAGCACAAUCAGAAGUGUAUUUGCUGUUUUGGAAAUGAUCUUUGUUUAUUCGAUUGAAUAAAAGAUGUGAAAACUUGGAA
Molecule: messenger RNA, 2248 nt
Organism: Silurus meridionalis
Lineage: Eukaryota; Metazoa; Chordata; Actinopteri; Siluriformes; Siluridae
Gene: lmbrd1
Product: LMBR1 domain containing 1
Exons: 16
Coding region: 42-1643 (533 amino acids)
Biological process (GO): protein localization to vacuole
Cellular component (GO): vacuolar membrane
Source: RefSeq, a predicted model, not a curated record